This is a messenger RNA of Telopea speciosissima, 2382 nucleotides long. RefSeq lists its product as uncharacterized. The transcript has 3 exons. The coding region runs from base 158 to 1717 and encodes 519 amino acids. Lineage: Eukaryota; Viridiplantae; Streptophyta; Magnoliopsida; Proteales; Proteaceae. The record is from RefSeq and is a predicted model, not a curated record.
CAAUUAGGUUGUUAAUGACAGUGAAUUAAUUUAUUUUAGCUAUAAAGAAGAUUGGGCGGUGAAAGGGGUUUCCGUGUGGAGUUCGUAUGCAUCUUUUCCUUGUGCCGUUUGGCAGGGUUUAGGAGUUGGGGUGGAAAAAUAAGCGACUGGAUUUACGAUGGUUCAGUUAUUCCUAUCCGAACCACUGUGCAAUGAUAAUGGAGUUAGUGAUGUUGCUAAACAGAGAUUAUCUCUUUUGAAGAAAUUAGAAUCCAUUAUCUGGACAUUGAUUGCAUCUAGUGGCCGCUCUGAGGCUCGUUUAUGGCUUUGCAACACCAUAUCAUGUAUAAGUUCAAUCACUCCCAAUCAGCAGUGCAAUGUAUUUGUUAACUUAUUGAGUUCUAAGCAGCCAAAGCGGGCUCUUGCGGCACAACUCUUGAAGCUGAUCUUUGAAAAGAGGCCACAAAAAACUGGGAAAAUUAUAGCCAAGAAAAGUUACAUGGUGGAGAAAUUCUUUAAAGGAAAUCCACGACGUAUAUUGCUUUGGUUCGAUAAUUUUUCCCACAGUGGUAAAAUUGGACACAGAAAGGGUUCUCGGGCGCUAUCCCAGUUUGCUUUUGUGAAUCGGGACAUCUGUUGGGAGGAGCUUGAGUGGAAGGGAAAACAUGGUCAGUCACCUGCAAUGGUUGCCACAAAGCCUCAUUACUUUCUUGAUUUGGAUAUUCAGCGAACAGUGGAGAAUUUCCUUGAAAAUGUGCCAGAGUUUUGGUCUUCAGAUGAGCUCGCAGAAUCAUUAGAAGAUGGUGAGAUUCUGCACAUAGAUACUAAUUUUUUUGUGGAUUAUUUUGUUGAUUUGAUGUAUAAGGAGGAUUCUGCAGAAGUAUGGCAACUGAUAAACGAGUUCUUGAAAGAGGAGUCAUUCUCUGUUCUCUGUCACCAUCUUCUCAUUGUUCUAGAAGAGCGGGAUCUUUGUGCUUUCUUGGGCUUAAUUGGUGAAAUGUUUUCCCCUAGAAUGGAUUCCAAGGAGUUCGGUCACCCAUCCUAUUGGCUAGAAAUUAUAUUAUCUAGGUGCAAUGGUUGUGUACCUAUUGAGGACUUACUCUUAUUAAAUGCGGCUAUCAAUCAAGGCCGUGCGCUUAUACGGCUUAUUCAAGAUGAGGAGGAGGAACAAAAAGGAAAAAUCAAGGAUCUUGUUUUCCAGAUCUGUGCAACCUCGACCAUCAUCAAUCUUUGGGCCUCACUCAUGAAAGAAUUCUUGAGGAUGAAGAAGGCAGAAGUGCUAAAAUGGCUGGGGCUUCAGGCUUGGGUUCUGCACUAUAGAUUAUUGGAGGAAUGUAAGAAUCCUGAAUCAUGGGAAGCACUCUUUAUGGAAAACGGAAUAGUUUUCCGCAAGUCUGAUAGUUAUGACUUGCUUUCUCCCGAGGCAUUCUUGGAGGAAAGUGGAUCUGAUUUGGAAUGUGGUGGUUCAAUUAGAGUUAGGAGAAAAAAGAAAGCAACAACAAGACAGAAAAAGAGGAAAAGGGAUUAUUGUCUUGAUGUAGACAAUGACAACGAACUGGUAGAUUUUGAUUUAACAGGUGGACGGCAGGAUUUGCAAUCUAGAACUGGAAAUUGGUUGCUCUCUACUGAUGAUUUCUCUUCUUCAUGGAAUACUGUGGAUUUGCCAGAGCACUUAGCUAAGCACUGCUUUUCUACAUGGGUGAAAUGUGUUUCUUGCCAAAGGAAUUCUGUUGCUUAAUCUUUUUUGCAAUGGAUUUAGUAUCUAGAUUAUCAAUGGUGGGAUACUGCUGCUACCUCCUCCUUAGUUGGAUGUUUGUAAGUGAAGCGUAAGGUUGGACUCUUUCUACUGUAACUGGAGUCUACAAAUUCUUUGGGUUAAAUGAGGUGGUAUGCUGGGGAGAAGAGCAAUUGAGGCAGCGCUUACCGUCACUGCAGCUGAAGAUAUAUUACUGGUAAAAUUUUUAUCUUUGAUCUUGUUCCUCACACCUAAGGUCAAGAACUAUAUCCUGUGGUCCAUAAAGUUUAUCUACCAGAUGGUUAGGACAUCCAGUUAAAUUUAAUGACCAUCGAGAUGUUGUGGAUGGAACUCACACAUUGAAUGAUAGGUCUUCCUACUACAUGCUGUAGUCUGGAUUAUAGCCUACUAGAAUUGGUCGGUAGAUCGCAUGGUCUUCCCACUGCAUGUGGAAGUAAACAUCUUCAGAAACUCUGUGCUCUUUGUAGAACUGGUUUUUGGACAAAACCAUUUUGUAUGUGGUUGCCUCCAAUUUGCAGAUUGGUGAGCAUUGGUUGUAAUGGCCUAGCUGAUACCAAUUCUUUAUUCUAUCAACUUGCUUCUGAACUUUAAGUGGGUGACAUUAAAAGGUUAGUUUGUUCGUUUAAAAGAAUUCACUUUUCAGUUUU